AUGGAGAAUCUGUUCGUAUUCGUCGCAGCCUAUUUAACUGCAUUGAUUUGCUUAACAGGCGUGAAGGGUGGUGUUUGUCCAGGUUAUAACAUACCAGUGAUAUGGCCAUGUUCAGAAGGUACCAUAACCGGUACCAAGUUACUAGUAGAUACAUCUGAAAUACCCAUUGAUAAGUUACAAUGUAACUGUAAACUUACCACAACUACCAAUGCUAUCCAGAUAAGUUUAAUAAAGGCUCCAGAUUAUCGCAAUUGUGGUACAGAAAUACGGUUUUCUACAGCCUCUUCUGUUGAGUUUGGAUGUUUUCGUAGCGGCACCGUAGUAAACACAGAGUUCACCAAAACUGUUGAUAUCAUGGUGGAAAAAGAUAACACAAUAUCUGAUAUAAGGCAUUGUUUUUAUAUUGAUUCAUCAACAAAUUCCAUCGCGAAUAUGUCAUUAACAUGUUCGUCUCAUAGAUCAACAGCAGCACCAACCACCAAUAUAACAACACCAUUCACAUCAACAGCUUCAACAUCAACAUCGCCAUCUCCUUCAUCAACGCCAACUGUUAUAUCAACGUCAUCAUCUGCCACAACUGCAAUACCAACAACUUCAACUGCAACCCCUUCACAAACCGUUUCAGUAUCAACUACGCAAACAUCAUCUGCAAUACCAAAGUCAACUUCUUACUCUGAAUCCACACCUUUUACAAACCCCAUUACUACCGAUUCGAAAACCACAAUAACAUCAGCUGAAAAGAUGUCAGAUUCGACACAAAAAUCUUCAACUGCAGAAUCAGUACAAACUGAUAUUACCAGCAGACAGCCAACAGCUACUAUGACUGAUUCAGUUCCAGUCACUACCGACCAAGUGUCUGAAAUAACCACGACAGACACAGAACAGGAUGGUAAAACCACGAAUUCAGAAGGUGAAACAAAGGAAACUUCUCCAAUUUCCAUUACCAAUGCUGUGGCAACAGAAAUAGGUGACUCAACAGUGUCUGGUAAGACCAAUUCUGAUUCUACUGUUGGUAGUGAGAAAGCACCCAAUACUCAGCAAUCCACGACCAGUUAUACUGGUACUACUCCCAAUAAUGCUACACUAACUGAUGGUGAUGAGGGAGCUAACCCAGAAAGAUUAACAGUAGUGAUAGUAAUUGCAACUAUAAUUGGUAUCAUUUUGAUUUGUGUAUUAGUCGGGGCGAUAUAUUAUCAGAAAAAACAAAAACGGAAGGUUUCUCUAAACCACAGAUCUGGUUUCACCAAUAUGGCAUCAACUGUCGAUGAAGAAAAGGCAACAAAAGUAGAUAGCAAAAAUCAUAUUUAUGACAAUCCAAAUUUGAUACCAUAUGGUCAUAUUGAAAAUACCUAG
This is a messenger RNA of Lottia gigantea (owl limpet), 1353 nucleotides long. RefSeq lists its product as hypothetical. The transcript is spliced from 6 exons. Lineage: Eukaryota; Metazoa; Mollusca; Gastropoda; Lottiidae. The record is from RefSeq and is a predicted model, not a curated record. The coding region runs from base 1 to 1353 and encodes 450 amino acids.